AUGGCCUCACGCGAAGGGAUCAAUCCCUUGCGGCCUUACUAUAUCCCCCAGACAGGGCUAUCGCCCACAAAUGCGACUCAAGACGCGUCAGCCCCGCCCUCGUCCGCUCAGGUGUUUGGGAGCUCCGCGCGCGACCUCAUCCCAGAUAUCGACUACUCAGAUUAUCUUGACUCCUCACCGUCGGUAUCGGAUUGGUGUCGAGAUGCCAUAAACAGCUCUCUUGUUCGCUAUGCCCAGGUCUUGGUUGCACAGCCCUUCGAUGUCGCCAAAACAAUCCUGCAGGUGUACGUCGUAUCCGACAACAUAGAGGAAGACCGGGGGUCAACUCCGGGACCUGGGAGCACUAAAGACGACUCUGAGUCAGAGGAUUCUGACGAUGAGAGUACCUACUUCACUUCCGCCGCCCCUGCUACACCGAGUCCGAGCACACCGCGAUCCCGAAAGACCCGGCACCGCAUUACAGACCGCAGUGGAUAUAUUCGUUCAGACUCAGCAUCAGCACCAUCCAAGCAUGCCUUGACUAUCAAAAACCCGACGUCCUUAAUGGAUGUGCUUUCCCAACUCUGGACUACGAACGGACCGAGCUCUCCCUGGAAGUCGUCCAACGCCACAUUCAUCUAUUCAUUGCUUCUCCCCACUCUGAAUACCUUCAUUCGCAGCCUUCUUUCGGCCAUAAUUGGUCUACCGGAGGAGGACUUUGCCUCGUCCAUGACUACCGAGAUAUUGACGGCACCCUCGCCUCUUGUGACACUGGUCCUUUCAUUCGUCUCCUCAUCGCUCUCCGCACUCAUCCUUUCUCCCAUUGAUACCGCUCGCACCCUUCUGAUGCUUACUCCUGCAACACACGGUCCACGCUCCCUUAUCCGGGCCAUCCGUCAGCUUCCUACUCCCAACUCCACGAUCCCACCUCACCUCGUCCCGAUCACCAUUCUCCAUUCAAGUCUUCCCAGCUUCAUAACCACCUCGACUCCUCUCAUCCUCAAAUCAUACCUGUCCAUUGAUCCUCUGCUCAACCCAUCCAUGUGGAGCCUUUUCACUUUCCUAGGCUCCGGUCUCGAGCUUGCGGUGAAGUUCCCCCUCGAGACCGUUCUCCGUCGCGCUCAGAUCGCCACAUACACCUCUCUUAGUCUGCGCCAGAAGGCCUCCGGUGGUAGCAUCAAUGCGGCAUCCAUCGACGCUGCUGAUGUCGAGACUAUUGUUCCUACGCCCCGUACUUAUCGCGGUAUUAUCGGUACGAUGUGGCACAUCGUACACGAAGAGGGUCUGAGCUCCUCUCCUUCCGAGGCCGAGCGUGCUCGUACUCUUCUCAGCAAACCUGUAUCACAGGCAGAGUACCAGAAGCGAAAGCAAGGCCAAGGUAUCGAGGGCCUCUACCGUGGCUGGCGGAUGGGCAUGUGGGGUAUCGCUGGUAUGUGGGGCGCCAAUAUGCUCGGUGGGUUCGCUGGUGGUUACGAGGACGAAGUCACCAUGCGAGGCGGUCAUGGACGCUCCAGCGGUGGUCGAUUCUAG
Messenger RNA from Penicillium odoratum, 1509 nucleotides. RefSeq names its product mitofusin complex protein UGO1. Lineage: Eukaryota; Fungi; Ascomycota; Eurotiomycetes; Eurotiales; Aspergillaceae. The record is from RefSeq and is a predicted model, not a curated record. Bases 1 to 1509 code for a protein of 502 amino acids. The transcript is spliced from 2 exons.